Drosophila willistoni is the source of this 957-nucleotide messenger RNA. RefSeq lists its product as uncharacterized. The coding region runs from base 292 to 906 and encodes 204 amino acids. Gene Ontology annotation, molecular function: prothoracicotrophic hormone activity. The transcript is spliced from 3 exons. The record is from RefSeq and is a predicted model, not a curated record. Lineage: Eukaryota; Metazoa; Arthropoda; Insecta; Diptera; Drosophilidae.
UUUCAAGUUAAAGCCAUUUUCCACUUGAAAAUUUCUCACUCACUAUAAAUAGACGAAAAAUUGCAGCCCCGACCAUUUCGUCCCACUCCCAAGCUCACUUCAUCUAUUGUUAUUGUGUCAAUAGUUUUGGACCCUUUUGUUUCGCUAAUACAGGUGACGACCACCGUCAACCAUCAUCAUAAUGGAUGUGUGUAAUCUGAAUCCUUUUUGAACCGUAAGAAGAGGAGAAGAGUAUAAAAGCGGGCAAGUCGAUUGCGUAGAGCCGCAAACAGAGCCAAGCUCUCAACGAGGAUGCCAUGGUUGACCCCUUUAACAGCAGCGCUGGCGCUGCUCUUCAUCCUGGUCAGCUAUGGUGGUGGUGGUCGUCGUAUUGCUGCUCAGAGCUAUGGAUACGAUGAGGAUUACAAUUCUAAACUACUAUUGAAUGCUCUCUUUGGAGAGCCAGUACAAAGCAAAGCUGAAUCCAAAGGCGAAACGGAGACACCAACGGAAUCGGAAUCACUGGUCUUGCCACAUCAGUACUAUAAUGAUUUUUAUGAUGACCUUAUGGCCAGUAAACGAAACGAUGUCCAUUCGGCCGGCUGUGAUUGUAAAGUUACGAACGAACUAAUCGACUUGGGUAAUCUCCAUUUUCCGCGCUAUCUAAUGAAUGCCGUUUGUGAAUCUCGCCCACAAAACGUUAAGUGCACACAUGGAUCCAAUUGCCGUCCCUUGGAGUAUAAAGUGAAAGUGUUGGCCUCCGUAGCGGAUAAUCCUGGUAGAAACACUCCAUCUUCCUUGACGUCGUCCUGGCUACAAAAAGGUCCAGGCCGUGGCUUCUUGACGUCUUCCUCUGCAACCGCCUCAACCCAGUUGUGGCAAUUUAAGACCGUUACUGUGACCGCUGGCUGUUUCUGUGCCAAAUAAAAUACUUUAAUUCUUAUAUAUUUUUCUUCCUGAAUAUAUUAAAGCGCCGAA